Messenger RNA from Neoarius graeffei (lesser salmon catfish), 2389 nucleotides. RefSeq names its product F-box protein 21 (gene fbxo21). NCBI's taxonomy places the organism in Eukaryota, Metazoa, Chordata, Actinopteri, Siluriformes, Ariidae. The record is from RefSeq and is a predicted model, not a curated record. The coding region runs from base 10 to 1914 and encodes 634 amino acids. Gene Ontology annotation, molecular function: DNA binding; protein binding. The transcript has 12 exons.
ACAGAAAAGAUGGCGACGCCUUGCAGUGGCGAGCGGCUGCUGGGAACGAAUUCAGCCCCAUCAGAGAGCUGCGGGAAGAAGCUGACGGAUUUACCGACCGAGCUGCUGGAGUACAUCCUGUGUUUCCCUGUGCUGAGCCACAUCGACAUUUCUAACGUGUCCUGCUGCUGCAAACGGCUUCAGGAAGUGUGUCACAGCCGAGGGAAGGUCUGGGGACAUCAGUACAAACUCAGGUGGCCUCGGCUACAGAAACUUUAUCGGCAGAACGAGUCCUAUGAUUGGCAGAAGGAAUUCAGGACCAGGCUCAGGGUCUGUCUCCAGAUCCAGCGAACCGUCGUGUCCAUUUCCAAGAGAUUCUUUGCUGAAGUUCCUUGCGUUGGUCAGGUUUUGGGCGACAGCUUUACAGAAAUCGAGUCUCUCGGUGCGCCUGAACACUUCUGUGAAGACGAGCUCCUGUCUAUUCUCAACUCGGAUAGAAGGAAGAACUUGACGUUGAAGUACUAUGCAAAGAAAAUUCUCUACUUCCUUCGCCAACAGAACAUCCUGAGGAGCCUGAAGGUCUUUCUGGAGCGGCCUCCAGAACAGCAGCCGGCCCUGGAAGGUGCUGUAUUAGUGGAUCAGUAUUGUAAUCCCCUGGCUGAUGUCACCCUGGAGAGUAUUUCUGCUCAGCUGGACGACAUCACAGAGAAAGUGAAGAAAUAUCUACGAGUGAAAAACGCUUCUCAUCCCAGCCUGAGAUCAGCUCAAGGCGAGUGUGUAAUAGUGGAAGACUUUGAGCUCCAGCGCCAGCUCCUCUGUGCCCUCAACGCUGUUCUGUACGACCAGCUGCAGUUUAAAGGCAAUGAAAGCGACUACUACAACCCCAUGAACUCCUACAUACACCAGGUGCUUCUGCAGAAGACAGGAAUUCCCAUCAGUCUCUCUGUGCUCUAUAUGACACUCGCCAGGAAGCUGGGGGUCCGACUGGAGCCCGUCAACUUCCCCAAUCACUUCCUGCUCCGCUGGUGCCAGCGCCGGACGAGCAGUGGCGAUAUCUACGACUACGUUUACAUCGACGCGUUUGGGAAAGGCAAGCAGCUGACGGCGAAAGAGUGCGAGUACCUGAUCCGACAGCAGGUGACGGCGGAUUACUACAGCUCUAUCAGCACCACCGAGCUGCUGCUGCGCAUGGUGGGUAACCUGCUCAACAUCGGCAAGAGGGGAGAAGGCAGUGAGAAGUCGUACCAGCUGCUGAGGGAUUCUCUGGAUCUCUACCUCACCAUCGAUCCUGAUAACGUGCAGUAUCUCCUGCUGCAGGCACGACUCUACUUCCAUCUGGGCAUCUGGCCUGAGAAGGUGCUGGACAUCCUGCAGCACAUCCAGGCGUUGGAUCCGUCUCAGCACGGCGCUGUGGGUUACCUGGUGCAGCACACGCUGGAACACAUCCAGCACAAGAGACACGCCGUCGAGGCCGAGGUGAAGAGACGCAGCGCUCCUGAACACAGCCAAGUGCAGUACUCCGUCGGCCUCAUCAUGAAACACAAGAGGUCGGGUUAUAACUGCGUUGUUUACGGAUGGGAUCCGAAAUGCUCCAUGAGUCCGGAGUGGAUCGCCACAAUGCGAGUGCAUCAGCUGAGCCACGGUGCCAAUCAGCCAUUUUAUAACGUCCUGGUGCAGGACGGCACGUGCAGAUACGCCGCUCAGGAGAAUCUGGAGCCACACUCUGCUCCGUUGGAAAUCAGUCACCCGGAGGUUGGCCGCUAUUUCAGCGAUUUCUCCGACACACACUACACCGCCAACGAAGAGCUGCAGAGCCACUACCCAGAGGACACGGCGGAGACUCAGAGAGCCGUACAGGAGCUCUACAGCUCACACGGCGCCGACUCAGGACACGCCGCAGGGUCCAACACUCACCACGACACCACGGCACCUUAAACACCACCUGCUCCUGUCUCCACACUUUCAUCACUACCCCCCCCCCCCCCCCCACACACACCACCACCACCACCACACACACUCGGAGUCGAGCUCAGAAAUCUCACCACGUCGUGGAGACGAUCCUGAUUUCUGUCAGAACUCAGGCUGGGUUACACACUCGUCCCCAGGAUACGAACUAAUCCCAGGUCAGCACUUCUGAUCCACAGGGUUUUUUUUUUUAAUCUAAACCCUGAUCCUGGAUCAGUCCUGUAGAAUCAUUCAUUCUUCUGUCUCUUCAUCGACAUUGAGCUCGUUUCCCAUCAACCUCCUGAUGCUCAUGCACUGAUGAAUCAAACUUGACCCCUUAAUUUUUUUCUAAUAUAUUUACAAUUAAAUUAAUAGUAAACAAGAGCUUGUGAAAGCUGUCGUGUAAAAGAUGUGAAAUGGCUGUAGAGAACUGAUCACUGAUCAAUAAAAAAAAAAAAAGCUCAAA